Molecule: messenger RNA, 4454 nt
Organism: Oncorhynchus kisutch (coho salmon)
Lineage: Eukaryota; Metazoa; Chordata; Actinopteri; Salmoniformes; Salmonidae
Product: general transcription factor II-I repeat domain-containing protein 1
Exons: 27
Coding region: 368-3457 (1029 amino acids)
Cellular component (GO): nucleus
Molecular function (GO): DNA-binding transcription factor activity
Source: RefSeq, a predicted model, not a curated record
CCAUGGUUUCCCAGAGGUUCCUUAAUCCUAGCUAUAUGUAAAUUACAGCCAAUAGAUGCUGUUGUUGAGUUGGACCGGGAUUAGUGGAGGCGAAUGAGUUUCAAUUUUACUGGAUUAGCUACAGAACAAAGAAACGGGACACACUCCACUGUUAAAGAAAAUAGAAAAAACGGGGGAAAUAGAAAAAUAAUCUCGGUGAUAACGUUUUGCUAACGAAUUUUGUGCAGUAAUGCUUCAGAUUACAAGGUUUCGAAACCCCGAUAUUAAUGCUAGAUUUUAGAUGGGAAUUCUACCCAGCAAUUUCGGUUGGAUUAAACGGGGAAUAACCAUAUUCCGGGAUUGACAGUGUAAAACAAUUUAAACGUUGAUGUUGGUAAGAAGAGGAAUGGCACAGAUGAGGAAGUCGGGAUGUGACGGGAUAAGGACUAACUCCCGGACUGAGCUGCGGGUCCCACAGGUGUCGGCCAGACAGGAGAUCCUCACCAGCCUAGUGUCUGCGCUGGACUCAGUGUGUACAGCCAUGUCAAAGCUCAAUGCCGAAGUGGCUUGCGUCACAGUGCACGAGGACAGCGUGAUCGCCGUGGGAACAGAAAAGGGAAGAGCUUUCCUCAACUCACGGAGGGAAAUACAAACAGACUUCCACAAGUUUUGCAGGGUGCACUGUCUGCAAGGGCUGACCACAGUGAAUGCCCAUGCCAAAGUCCAGGAGAGUGAAUUCAGCAAGCUUGGUAAAGAGGGCGGGCUCGGCAAACAAAGGGCGUCAACAGAUGCCCACUCUAACAUCUUUGUCUUGAGGAAAAUGGUGGAGGAAGUCUUCAGUGUGCUUUACAGUGAGGCUGUUGGGAAGAGCAAUAGCCUAGUCCCUGUGCCUUAUGAGUGGAUCCUGAAGGACCCCAGCUCUGUGGUGGCCCACGGCCUGCCUGAGGGGAUCGCCCUGAGGAAACCUGCUGAGUAUAACACCAAGACCUUAAUGAAGAUCCUGGAGCAGAGCAACCGCAUCUACUUCACUGUCAAAAGGGGAACGGAGUCGCCUUUGCGCGAGACUAAGUCCAGUGCCGGCAAUGUCAGCAACCACAACUCCUUCUCGGGCACCACCAAGAUCCUAGCCAAACACGGCCCAGCCUCCAAGCCUGCCUCCACCGCCCAGGAAUUGUCCACCGCAUCAGUCUCGGCCAGCAACUCCAUGCUCCACAGCUUCUUGUAUGGCAUGCCCAUGUCCUCCCUGCCGCACCCUGAUGGCAAGCUGGACCUCAAGCCCGCGUCCCUCCUCAACCUGGACAAAGACCGCCUGGGGGCCUGGGUGGCAGGGGCGGAGAAAGGGACGGCCGCCAAGGACAGUUCUGACAAUGGUAAAAUAUAUAACGUGACCCCACAGGAAGAAGCUGUUGCUGAGGUAGCAGAUGAUGGACAUCCAGUACUCCAAGGGGAGUUGGGCCAGAGUCCUCCCAGCAUCCACGUCUCCAAGCGCCUCCUGUUUUCCCUCGUACAUGAGAAGUCAGAAAAAUGGGAUUCGUUCAUUCGAGAGACAGAGGACAUCAACACACUGAGAGAAUGUGUGCAGAUCCUGUUCAACAGUCGCUAUGCGGAGGCCCUGGGCUUGGACCACAUGGUUCCAGUGCCGUACCGGAAGAUAGCCUGCGACCCAGAGGCUAUGGAGAUAAUUGGCAUCCCAGACAAAAUCCCCUUCAAGAGGCCCUGUACCUACGGAGUACCCAAACUCAAACGCAUCCUGGAGGAGCGCCACGGGGUCCGCUUUGUAGUGAAAAGAAUGUUUGAUGAAAGGAUUUUCACAGCUGCUGGUAAGGUGGCCAAGGAGGAGGGGAAGCAUGACAUAAACUCCACCUUUGAGGACGGUUUCCCUGACAACCUCCAGGUCCCGUCGGCUGCACUGGAGCUGGUCACCAAUCCUCACAGCAGCAGAUCUACAAGCUCUUGUGUGAGUCCAUUGGCUGACUGCGAAGCAGGGCCUUCAGGAGAUUGUAUUCCCUUGAAAAAGAUUAAAACGGAACCCCCAGAUGGAGAAAUCAUCCAGGUGACUGUACCAGAUGCCAGUGUUUCAGUGGAGGAGCCAAGUGAGCCUCGGGCUGACCCAGUUGCAGCAGCAUUGUUGGCAGGGGCCACCCCGGCGCAGGCUGCUCCCUGCCGCCCUUUGGAGACCCACGCAGCUGAAGCACUUUCAUCUAAACCAGCUUCUCAAGGCCUCAGAAGAUCUUCUGAAGGAAAUCUAGCUGAGGACAUAGGUGAAAUUAUCCUCCAGCUUCGGAGGCAAGUGGAAAGCCUAUUCAGCACUAAGUAUGCCGAGGCCCUUGGACUACCUGAGUCUGCAAAGGUGCCCUACUCCAAGUUUCAGAUGUACCCAGAGGAGCUGUGUGUCACAGGGCUCCCAGAGGGCAUGACUUUCCGUAGGCCCAACUGUUUCGGAGCGGCCAGGCUGCGAAAGAUCCUGGCUGUUGGCAGCCAGAUCCACUUUGUUAUCAAAAGGCCAGAACUGUUGACAGAUCUUGUCAAGCUAGAACCGCCUCCACUCCCAGCCUGUGAUUCAGACUUUUUUUCCACAGACCUGGACUCCAAAGAUGCUUUGUCAGAAGACGUAGGGGCUGCAAUGCAGAGACCAAGCUUCCCAGAUAGCUUAGAGGCCAAGCUGUCUAGGAUCGACCUGGCCAACACCCUGAGAGAGCAGGUCCAGGACCUAUUCAACCGGAAGUAUGGGGAGGCACUUGGCAUCAAAUACCCCGUCCAAGUGCCUUACAAGAGGAUCAAGAGCAACCCGGGCUCGGUGAUCAUCGAGGGCCUGCCCCCUGGCAUCCCCUUCAGGAAACCCUGUACCUUUGGCUCACAGAACCUGGAGAGGAUCCUGGCAGUUGCAGACAAGAUCUGCUUCACCAUCACCAGACCUUUCCAAGGACUCAUCCCUAAACCAGCACCUCGUCGGAUCACUUUAUUGAAGAAGGCCUAUGCCUCAAUAAGCGAUGAGGAAGAGGUCAACUGUAUCGGUGAGAAAGUGAUACUUCGCGAGCAAGUGAAAGAACUCUUCAACCAGAAAUAUGGUGAUGCUUUGGGCCUGGACCACUCUGUCCUGGUCCCAUACAAGCUGAUCCGUGCCAGUCCCGAGUCUGUGGAGGUUAGUGGCCUUCCGGAUGAUAUUCGCUUCAGAAAUCCCAACACUUACGACUUAGUCCGCCUGGAAAAGAUUCUUCAAGCCCGAGAUGAGAUCAACAUCAACAUCAAAAGCCAGCUACAGCCUUUUGCAGAAAUAUGCACCGAAACAUGUAACACAGAAGGGAAAGAGGUUUCUACCAAUCGACGCAAACGCAAAAGAGUCCUGGAGAGCAGCCGGGUAUCCUUACCCUCCGAGUCAGUGGUAUCAACCAAUCAGAUUCCAGUGAUGCAAUGGCCCAUGUACAUGGUGGACUACAGUGGAGUGAAUGUGCAAGUCCAUGGGAAGGUGAAAUACUAGUAGAGGAAAAAUAUGCUAUGCUACAGGAAGAGAAUAGACAUGAGAGGACUUUAUCAAAGCUGUACUUAUAACCACAUCUCCAAGUUUCAGCUUUGCGUGUGUGCUGUUGCUUAAAUACUCUUCUGACUGAAAAUAUAGGUUUGGAUGUGUGUUUUGGAAUGGUGGCGAUUGCCAAUAUUAGGUGGCUUGGGUGGAAAGGUGAGGAGGAACUAUAGAAUCUGUGCAUCAUUUGUUGCAGGAUGCUUUCUUUUAUUUUGUCUUCCCCCACAAGUCCUGAUGGGCUUUCUUGAUACACCUAUUUCAGAAGUGCUUAAAAAAAACGCUAUUCAAACCGACUGGGGUUAUGUUAUGGCACUAAGCUUAUGGAACUCACAAUUACUGAAGUACUCACCCUUUUAGAUAAUUUUUAUCAGAUCCAACAUGGAGACUUUCGUUACGGGGUGUAACUACGGCACAAAUGUAUUGGAUCAAUCUGGUUUUACAACAUUCAGAUAUUUGUGAUUAUUUAUUUAUUUAUUUUGAAGAUGGGAAGAAAAAAAACAUGUGCAGGGAUGUAAAUUACAAUGUUCAGUAAUCUAAGUACUGAAUCAAAUGUCUCUACAAUGCUAACUACUACUGUAUGUAACUCAAAAAGUAUAUCAAUUGAAAUAUGUUUGCCUUCAGGUGUGCGUACAGGUAUUCUCCGUGGUAGGAAUAACCCAAGGUGAUAGCACUAUAUCUAAGAACAAUUUUCAUAUUUUGUAUAUCUACAUGGCUUUUCUUUUAUCACAGUACUUGUACAUGGAGUUGAGAUUUCUCAACUCUGCUUUUCUUAUGUUUGUUCCACAUCUGCGCUAAGUUGAAAUGUCUCAUUAAGUCAACAUGAAUGUAACGUGUGUAAAAGAAAGAAUGGUCUGUGUUAUCCUGUAACGAUUGUCUCUGGAUUCACCAGUAUUUAUAUGCUGUACCUUAAUGCCAUUUAGGCCUUUGAAAUAAAAUGUGUUGCCUUGCACUUUCA